CCCAAUUGCGGCUGCGCGACCCCGCCCGAGGAGGACGAGCAGCUGCUGCUCGAGGAGAAGCGCGGGGCGCUACAGGAGGCUGACGUCGAGCAGCGCGGGCUGCUGCACCCGCUGUACCGCGGGAGCCAGGUCUUCGAGGAGGGCGGGAGCGGGGACCCGGACGACGAGCAGAGGAAGAAGGAGGGGCGGGCGAGGAGGACGCGCGACGCGCUGAUGCUCCUGGGCUUGCUGCCGGGGGCGGGCCCGCGGCGGGACGGAUCGGUGGACGCCACCGCCCCGCCGCUGCUGUCGCCGGUAUCGCUGGGGCGGGCGAGCAGCCGGCGGUUCCCGGGCGUCGCCGCCAUACCCGAGGAGAGGUGGCCGGGGAUGCGGAACUCGACGGGCAACGUCGCGGGGCGGAGGUCGGCCAUGUCGGCGGACCACGAGCUGCUGCUGGGCAGUGGGCAGCAGCGCAUGUCGACGCUGUCGAGGCGGUCGGUGAGGUCGGUGCAGGAGGGCAGGGAGAGGGUGCUGCCGCGGAUGCCGGCGCGGGCGCCCAAGACGGAGGCCAUCGAAAGGUGGAUCCGCACUGGGAGCCCGGCGGGCGCGGGCAAGGACGAGGUUGAGGAUGGGGAGAUGACGCGGGCCCACUCGCUGGACUCGGAGGCGACGACGGCGUGCAAGAGGCAGGUCUCGAGGCUGGAGGGCGAGAUGCUGUCGCGCUCGCUGACACUGAAGGUGCCCUUCUUCGAGACCUCGGCCAAGACGGGCCAGAACGUCGAGGAGGCCUUCGAGGCCAUCGUCCGCGAGGUGCUCAGGGAGAUGGGCCGCGAGGUCGGCCCCGCAGAGUACAACAAGUGCAGGAGGAAACACGGCCAGAGGGAGGAGGUCAAGAGGCCCGUCGCCGAGGAUAAGGACGGGGCCUGGCCCAAGGCCGCCGUGCCCGAGCCGCGGCGGCUGACUCUCAAGCGGAGCAAGAUCGCCCUCGACAUGUCCUUCGAGGAGGUGUCUCUGAACGCCGAGGGCGAGAAUACCGUACGCCGGCGCGAGAGCAUGCUGGAUCGGUUUAGGAAGGUCUUCACGAGGAAGUCCGCCGUCAUGGUUGCCGAUGUGCAAGGCUAGUCAUGUCUUCGCUAAUUCCAAAAAUAAUAACCCCUUACCAGCUAUGGUUAUCCCCUGCAACGCCUUGCUAUGCAAUUUCCGUGUUGUUCCCAAAUGAUGCAAACAUAAGCCUUGUUCUGUACGGAUGCUCUUCACCAGUCGACGGCCCAACCGUUCUCGUCAAGGAACUCCUCGCAAGCCUGCUUCAAGCCAAGAUUUGGCCGGAGCUCAGAAGCCAAGAGGGGUUCCCGAGUGAGUGGGUCGGUCGGGUGUCUCCUCAGGUGUUCCAUUAUUGAGGCGCGCUCGUACGACUUGCCCGUCUUGGU
This is a messenger RNA of Phialemonium atrogriseum, 1406 nucleotides long. RefSeq lists its product as uncharacterized. Lineage: Eukaryota; Fungi; Ascomycota; Sordariomycetes; Cephalothecales; Cephalothecaceae. The transcript has 2 exons. The record is from RefSeq and is a predicted model, not a curated record. Gene Ontology annotation, molecular function: GTPase activity; GTP binding. The coding region runs from base 214 to 1101 and encodes 295 amino acids.